Molecule: messenger RNA, 2428 nt
Organism: Nomascus leucogenys (northern white-cheeked gibbon)
Lineage: Eukaryota; Metazoa; Chordata; Mammalia; Primates; Hylobatidae
Gene: PSMA1
Product: proteasome 20S subunit alpha 1
Biological process (GO): ubiquitin-dependent protein catabolic process
Cellular component (GO): nucleus; proteasome core complex; proteasome core complex, alpha-subunit complex
Source: RefSeq, a predicted model, not a curated record
UACAGGCGUGAGCCACCACACCCAGUCUCUUUUUUACAAAGAAUAUAAAUAGCCGGUGGAUGUUAGAUUGGCAGCUGUUUGCAGAGAUGUCAGACUAUUUCAUUAUGGAAAGAUGCUCUCAAAAGACAAAAUAGAUAAAUCGAAUGAAAGUGUCCAUUUUUUCUCAGUGGCCUAAUCUGUCAGGUACCAUGCUUGGUUUUGAGGCCAUAGAAAGACAUUAGCACCCUCUUGGAGUUCAAAGUCUGGUGGAGGAAACCAAUCAUAAUAAUAAUGAGGGUUAACGACAACAGAACCUUGAAAGAUAACAUCUCCAGGGAAUAAGGAAGAGCAUUCCAAAGUAUUUUGCCAAAUGGCAAAAACCGCAGUUACUUUUGCACCAACCUUAACACAAAUAAAAGCAUGUACACAAACAAGAUACUCGAGGAAGAAUACGGCUGACACACAGAAAAGGAUCGUUAUCUUGUGGCUUUCCUGCAGCCUCGUUCCUUUCAGUCACAUAACACCCCAAAUCUGUGGACGGUUAAUGAGAGCUAGUAUCAUCCAGAGUCACGGCUGUUGCCUCGGACGACUUUAGAUGCAGCCCGCCAGCGGGAGAAACUGGAGGGAAUCCGCCAUACACAGGAACCAAGAAGGCUACGUGACAGGGGCUGCCCCGCAGCUCUCAGCCGCCGGCACUCCCAGCCCAGGUUUCCCGCCAAUCUCAGUUCCUAGAUCUUCCGAGGCUCCGCCCGCCGCCAAGCGGUCAGAGAGUUUUAAGGAAGGGGAAGUGUUGCAAGCCUAUCGAUAUCUCUGGAAUAGACUGCGCUACCCUACGCCGCCGCCGUCAAACUCCCGCAGACUUCUCUGUAGAUCGCUGAGCGAUACUUUCGGCAGCACCUCCUAGAUUCUCAGUUUUGCUGGAGGCCGCAACCAGGCCCGCGCCGCCACCAUGGUACGUUGAAUCCUGAUCUCUGGAAGGUUUAGGGCAGAGCUCUGGUGACUGUGGGAUGACGAGCCACCUGUCCUGUCAUCCUUAGCGCCGCCCGGGGCCACGAGGUAUGGGAGCCUCGGCUGACGGCCGGGCUCCGGCAGUGAUUCAGCAUCUCCGGCCUGGCCGAGCUAGGGGCUGUCGGUAGCCAGUGCGGCCUUUCCACCGCUUUCGCUUCCCGGGGAGCCUCCGACACUUCCUCCUCGGUCAGCUAGAUGAGUUUGCCCCUCAGGUUCCUUCAGUGGAGUAGAUUCUGAGCGGUCCAGGAUAGCCCCUAGUGCUGUGUAUGGGAGAGGAGAAGACAGAGACUUGACUUGGAGGCCUACCUGUACCACCAGUGCGGACUUGACCCCCAGUUUCGAAAUCAGUAUGACAAUGAUGUCACUGUUUGGAGCCCUCAGGGCAGGAUUCAUCAAAUUGAAUAUGCAAUGGAAGCUGUUAAACAAGGUUCAGCCACAGUUGGUCUGAAAUCAAAAACUCAUGCAGUGUUGGUUGCAUUGAAAAGGGCACAAUCAGAGCUUGCAGCUCAUCAGAAAAAAAUUCUCCAUGUUGACAACCAUAUUGGUAUCUCAAUUGCGGGGCUUACUGCUGAUGCUAGACUGUUAUGUAAUUUUAUGCGUCAGGAGUGUUUGGAUUCCAGAUUUGUAUUCGAUAGACCACUACCUGUGUCUCGUCUUGUAUCUCUAAUUGGAAGCAAGACCCAGAUACCAACACAACGAUAUGGCCGGAGACCAUAUGGUGUUGGGCUGCUUAUUGCUGGUUAUGAUGAUAUGGGCCCUCACAUUUUCCAAACCUGUCCAUCUGCUAACUAUUUUGACUGCAGAGCCAUGUCCAUUGGAGCCCGUUCCCAAUCAGCUCGUACUUACUUGGAGAGACAUAUGUCUGAAUUUAUGGAGUGCAAUUUAAAUGAACUAGUUAAACAUGGUCUACGUGCCUUAAGAGAGACACUUCCUGCAGAACAGGACCUGACUACAAAGAAUGUUUCCAUUGGAAUUGUUGGUAAAGACUUGGAGUUUACAAUCUAUGAUGAUGAUGAUGUGUCUCCAUUCCUGGAAGGUCUUGAAGAAAGACCACAGAGAAAGGCACAGCCUGCUCAACCUGCUGAUGAACCUGCAGAAAAGGCUGAUGAACCAAUGGAACAUUAAGUGAUAAGCCAGUCUAUAUAUGUAUUAUCAAAUAUGUAAGAAUACAGGCACCACAUACUGAUGACGAUAAUCUAUACUUUGAACCAAAAGUUGCAGAGUGGUGGAAUGCUAUGUUUUAGGAAUCAGUCCAGAUGUGAGUUUUUUCCAAGCAACCUCACUGAAACCUAUAUAAUGGAAUACACUUUUCUUUGAAAGGGUCUGUAUAAUCAUUUUCUAGAAAGUAUGGGUAUCUAUACUAAUGUUUUUAUAUGAAGAACAUAGGUGUCUUUGUGGUUUUAAAGACAACUGUGAAAUAAAAUUGUUUCACCGCCUGGUA